CCUUCUUCUUGAAAAAAAACUUCGUUUUCUUCAAUUUUUAAAAUCUACUUACAUUCCUAGCUUCUGAGCAUGUUUCCAUCUGACAGUCGGAUUAUAUACCCACUUACAUACUUGGUGAGGAAGGCGUAUCAACCCAAAUUUCUACGAACAGAAGGAUUAACUUUGAUUGGAGCAAAUUACUCAAUGUCAUUACCGCAUCAAAACUGCAUCCUCAAUUGCAUUUCCUACCGUGAUUGCCAAGUCGUGCAUCAAUUGAAGCAUUAAAACGUUGACUGCGUUUUGCAUUGAAUCAAGUGGUUUCCCGGUUGAAGCUAAAGUCAAACAAUGAGGCAAUUAUUAUUUUUGGCAAUUUUCUCUGUUUUUGUAUUCAAUGAGGUGUACUGUACCACGUCCUAUGCAACCGUUGUAAAAACGUUUGCUAAAAAAGCGAAAAAUGCUGAUCCGGCGCUAAAAAAAGACUGGAAUAAAAAUUUGGGUAUUUUAUUCAAUCUCAGCAAAAACAUUCCCAAGCAUGUCCUUACGCAUACAUUGGUCGCAUACCAAAUACCAGCCAAUGUAAAAUCCCAUACAUUGGCUUUAUUUGCUGGAAUGAAACAAACUGCAAUCGUUCAGAAUUUGAUCGCGGACUAUAGAAUCGUGUUGGGCAAUGAACCAACUCUUAACAAAUUGUGUGAUGAUUUGAUAAAACGCAUCAAGAAUGAUUUAAAAGGAGAGAAUUUCAUUCUACACGCGAACAAGUUUAACGAAUGGGAAAAGAAAAAUAUGGAAAAGUCACAUGUGGAGAAAAUUGCCUUGCAAUUGGGCGACAUGAAGUUUGAUUUCUUAAGAUUUCAUACCAAAUUUACGUCACAGUUGAAUGCAGCGUAUGAGGCCAAAGAAGCGUUUAUAAGAGCCAGCAGUUUAAUACCAAACGCGAUCAUCAAUGAAAGAGACAAAAUGAAUGAACUAUCGAUUUCCAUGGCUAGUUACAAAAAGGCUCAAGUUCAAAUCUACCAUCAUCUUAAUACGGCUUGGAAUGUUUCAUGCGAAUAUAUCAAGAAACGCGAUGAAUGGGUAGACUUUAUAAUUGGAGAAUGAGGGAGAACGGUUUAAUGACAGUUUUUUUUUUUGGAAUUAGUCAGUUAUGACGUCUUUAAAUGUAAUUUACUUCAAAAUAACGGUGAACGGAGAGACAGUUAACAUCAAUGACAUUUUUUAUUAUAAAAUAAGUUUUCGUCCAAAAUAAUAAUUUAAAAGCGAAA
Contarinia nasturtii (swede midge) is the source of this 1241-nucleotide messenger RNA. RefSeq lists its product as uncharacterized. The coding region runs from base 325 to 1077 and encodes 250 amino acids. Lineage: Eukaryota; Metazoa; Arthropoda; Insecta; Diptera; Cecidomyiidae. The record is from RefSeq and is a predicted model, not a curated record. The transcript has 4 exons.